Molecule: messenger RNA, 1227 nt
Organism: Amaranthus tricolor (Joseph's coat)
Lineage: Eukaryota; Viridiplantae; Streptophyta; Magnoliopsida; Caryophyllales; Amaranthaceae
Exons: 9
Coding region: 1-1227 (408 amino acids)
Molecular function (GO): nucleic acid binding
Source: RefSeq, a predicted model, not a curated record
AUGGCUCUGAAGGAGAUGGAAGAAUUAAAGUCUCAGCUUGAGAAAUUGUUGGACAAGGGUUAUAUCCGACCUAGUGUUUCCCCUUGGGGGGCUCCAGUUCUUUUUGUAAGGAAGAAAGUUGGCAGUCUAAGAUUAUGUAUUGAUUAUAGGGAACUAAAUAAGCUAAGAAUAGCUAAAAGGGAUAUAUAUAAAACAACUUUUAGAACACGUUAUGGGCAUUAUGAGUUCACUGUGAUGCCUUUUGGAUUAACAAAUGCUCCAGCUGCAUUCAUGUGUUUGAUGAAUCAAUUGGAAAAGGUCUCAUGUUUGGGACAUUUUGUUUCUAAGGAGGGUGUCUCGGUUGAUCCGGCAAAAAUAGAGGCAGUUCGAAGUUGGUCGUCAACAAAGAAUGUCACCGAAGUACGAAAUUUCUUGGGCUUGGCUGGGUAUUACCGUCGUUUUGUCAAGGAUUUCUCGCGUAUUGCCCGGCCUAUGACUUCAUUGAUGAAGAAACAGAAGAAGUUCGAGUGGAUUGACGAGUGUGAACAGGCCUUCGACCGUAAGGUGAUUGCUUACGCAUCACGACAAUUGAAAAGUCUGAAGUAUCUCUACACUCAGCUCGAUUUAAACAUGCGACAACAUCGGUGGCUAGAGUUGAUGAUAGAUUAUGAUUUGGAGUUCAAAUAUCAUGAGGGACGAGAAAAUUUAGUAGCCGAUGCGUUGAGUAGGAAGUCCAAUCACUCGUUGUCCGCCUUGGACGGAGUUGAAGAGUUGCAUCAGGAUUUUGCGAGGUUGAACUUGGAAGUGGAUAAAGACCCGAAACUGUUGAAGUUGAAGGAACAAGCUCGGGAAGAAAAAGCGGAGGGAUUCUUUGUUCAUGAAGAUGGGAGCUUGAGGUUCAAUGGUCACUGGUGUUUGCCGACAGGGGAAGAAUCUUUGAAGGAACGUAUUUUGAAUGAGUCCCAUUGUACGAAAUUUUCAGUCCAUGCAGGCAGUGACAAAAUGUUAAAAGUGAGAAUAAAAGACCAGGAGGUUUACUGCAACCUUUGGAGAUAUCAGUAUGGAAGUGGGAUGGCAAUGGGCACUACGUUGCUUUAUAGUACGUCUUUCCAUCCGCAGACAGAUGGGCAGACGGAACGGACAAAUCAAAUACUAGAAGAUAUGUUGCGCGCUAUUGCCAUGGAAUGUCCGGUUUAUUGGGAUGAUUUCACCGAAGCAAUGACCUUGGGCCCAGAAUUGUUGUUCUAA